This is a messenger RNA of Trematomus bernacchii (emerald rockcod), 4185 nucleotides long. It is a transcript of the gene jam3b, whose product is annotated as junctional adhesion molecule 3b. Gene Ontology annotation, molecular function: protein homodimerization activity; protein heterodimerization activity. The transcript is spliced from 9 exons. The record is from RefSeq and is a predicted model, not a curated record. Gene Ontology annotation, biological process: cell adhesion; angiogenesis. NCBI's taxonomy places the organism in Eukaryota, Metazoa, Chordata, Actinopteri, Perciformes, Nototheniidae. Bases 1 to 1071 code for a protein of 356 amino acids.
AUGCUUUCGGUAGCUAUGGAAACCUAUCGUAAUGCCCCCUCCCCCCACUCGCUGCCUAUGUCUCUCUCCCUCCCACCCUCCCUCUCUCCAUCCACACCAAAGCUCUUUCGGUUACUUUGCGCAUGUACGGCCAGUCAAAGCGAGCAUUGCAUCGACUCCAAGAUGGCGAAAACACGUCUGGCUUGUCUCCUGACUCUCCUCUCAACUCACUGCUACUUCAGCGUAUUAGCAGUCGUGCUGAAAACCAGCAACGAAGCACCGUGGACCGAUGAGUUCGACAGAAUCGAGUUAUCUUGUUUGAUUGAGUCCAUUUCUACAUCCAACCCCAGGAUCGAAUGGAAGAAAAUAACGAACGAGGGACCAAGUUAUGUGUACUUUGACAAGAAAAUCUCCGGCGACCUGGAGAACCGAGCGAUGAUCAGAGAACCCGCCACGCUGCUCAUCACCAACGCCACCAGGUCGGACACGGCCAAAUACCGCUGUGAGGUCACCGCUGCUGAUGACCAGAGGUCCUUCGAUGAGAUCGUGAUUGACCUUGUUGUACGAGUAAAACCCGUGAUGCCAAAAUGCAGCGUCCCAAAGUCAGUGCCUUUUGGGAAGUCUGCUGAGCUGAGCUGUGUGGAGGAGGAGGGCUUCCCCAAGUCUCAGUACCAGUGGUUCAAGAACAAGGAGGAGGUCCCCGACGACCACAAGACCAGCCUCAAGUUCUUCAACUCCUCGUACACGCUGGACGCAGACUCAGGAACUCUGCAAUUCAUCGCGGUCAGAAAAGAAGACGCAGGCGAGUACUUCUGUCGAGCGAAGAACGAUGCGGGAUACGCUGAGUGUCCGCCGCAGCAGAUGGAAGUCUAUGACAUUGAUGUUUUGGGCAUUUUAAUGGGCGUGCUGGUGGUGGUCAUCGUGCUCAUGAGUAUAACAGCGGGGAUCUGCUGUGCAUACAAGCGAGGAUACUUCUCCACCCAGAAACAGACGGGGAACAACUACAAGGUUCCAGCUAAAGGAGACGGAGUGGACUACGUCAGGACGGAGGACGAGGGGGAUUUCCGACAUAAGUCUUCAUUUGUGAUCUGAAGAGAGGCUGACGAGGCUGUGCUGAGGGAUGGAGGACGGCCCCCCCGCUGUGAGACACGGAGAGACCCCUCCUCCACUCCCAGCUCUCAGCACCACGGAAACACAAAUACUCAAGUUUGCCAAAGGUGACGAGACUUCACAGGACGACAAUACUGUUACACACGUAGGACUGAGAUUCAUUUGUCAUCACCACCAACUGAAUUGUUUUGCUAAAUAAUGGAGUUGUUACUUUACAGUGACUGCAUGGUUUUAAACACUGAGCGAGGUGGACAAACAUUUCUGUGUUCUGCCGGGUAGAAAGACUCCAAAUUCAGCCAAUCAUGAAACCUUUCUACUUAUGCUUCAAAACUUUUGUCAUUUGUAUAACAUUUCUUUUCUACUGUUGAAUUUUGUCAGACUAUUUUUGAUGGAAUAUAUUUUAAAAUGCCUAUAGACAAAGGUUUACUUUUUUAAAUAUUUGUAAAAUACUAACAUGUGGUGUUUUUUUUUUUUAUUUGAUUGUGGAUAGAAUUAUGUUAACCACUUUGCAUCAAGCUGUAAGCAUUUACACCUUUGCAAAUGGAAGAAAGAAAUGACUUGUGUCAGCAUAUCGAGAAGUGGUCAUUGAUCGGCGGUCUUACAUAUUUAAUUUCUGAACGCCCACUCUGUCGUUUGAGACUUCCAUGUUGAUGUUUGUAGAUAGUCUUAGUAAGAGGCUUUGAAGAGUGCCAGUCAAACGCUGUGAACACUGCACACAAUCAGUGCUGCAUUCUCUUGUUUUAAGUGUCCUUCUAUGCUUGCUGUUAAUCUUGUAUAUAUUGAAUUUACUGUCCAGGAAAGAGUUUUGCUUACAUUCAGUAUUACGCUAUAAUAAUAAUAAUAAUAUUAAUCAUAAUAAUGCAGGGUUUGUAAGCCAGCCCUCCAGACUCCAAAAAGCUAAAACUAGACUUGGUACUUAAACAGUAUACAGUGUAAAAGCCUCCAUUUGAUUUCUGAAUAGAAACACAUGGAUACGGAGAACAAAAAACGUUAUGACUCGCCUAUUCUUGAGCUGCAAAGGUACCAAGAACAUGAGAGAAAAUACUCGCACUACAUAAAAAAAACAUAGAGUGGUGCAGGAGCAAGUAUUUUUGUUGGUUUUACCAAUAAGUUAGCAUCGCAAGGGCUACCCAAUAAAAAAACAACAUGACUUUUCCAUUUGAUUUUGGAAUAUUGCAGAAAAUAAGCUCUGUGGCAAACACACCUUUUAUGAUGCUUCCAUGUUGUGUUCAGGAUAAUCUCUCUGUCUAUCCUCAAAGAAUAAUCGUCCCAGUGAUCCGAACUGCUGCUGGAAAGUUAGAAAAAUAGAAAAAAUCAGGAGAAAAGGCAGACCGUUGGUGGCAAAACUUCACAUCCCCACUUUAGCUGAGCUAAAGGCGGCUAAUGUUCGGUGUGAUGCUGUAAGUAGUAUUUAGUAACGUAAGUAAAGUAGUUAAAUUGUGUUAACCACAGACCUUACCAAAAACACAUUAAAAAAAACUUUAACUUUGUGAAAACAAAACCAAAAGUAGUAAAAUGCUAACUCAUUUCCGGGUUUUAGGACUCAUUCCUGCACCACUCUAUGAGAUGAAGCACAUUAAACACACUAUCUUUGACCUGAAUCCUGGUUGAUAUUGAUCUGUUCUGAUCGUUGCUGAUAUUUGUGCUGUUUAGAGAGUAGACCUUAUCUAACACUUCUAACCUUUAGUUAGUUGCUAAGAGAGAUCAUCUUAGGUUUGACUGAAGCUCAUAUUGUAUUGACAGUUAUAUACAGAGGGGGGGGGGGGGGGGGUCUGGAGGGUUUACACUUGUACUGAUUGUAUAUAGAUAUUUGUACGUUUUUUUUCCUCUUUCUCUCCAGAUUAUGUUAAGUAGUGAAAAAAUGUCCUUUUUGAGGCGAUAUGAAAACUCUUUCCAUUUGUAAGACUGAGAAAAGGUAACAUUUCACACAAUCACUCAUAACUCAUGAACAAGAGCUUCCCCAGAACCAAAUCAGAUAAAACAAACACAUGAUAUUGUUCAUGUCAUUUCCAUACAGCUCCCAUGGAUCUCUUUUUCAGCCGUUAUGAAUGUUUGAGUAGUGAAAUGUGACCUGAGUAUCAGUCAUGGUAGAGACGAUCUGCCCAACGUUUGCACACGGGAAGAAGAAACACUGCUGUCUUUUUCCAAGUUGCAAAAGAAAAUGUUUCGAAAUGACUUAUUAUCCCGAUUAGGGUCCCAGCUGAAUCUGUUACAGGUACUUUUCCCCUCCUCAGUUUUACAAAAGUCAUUCCUCUUAAGUGCCUUCUGCCUUCACAGUAGUCCAGAUUCUCCUCGCCACGCUCUUCCACUCCACACUGCUGUCAGAGGCUUUGCGUGUUGCGUUCACGUAACCACCAAAGAAACGGCGUUUGAGAGGAAUGAUGACAUGGCAAGAUCUCCACUCCCCUACUUUAGAUUUGCAAAUUGUAAAUAGCUUUUUUUCAUAGAGUUGAAGGUGUUGAUGUAGAAAUAGAAUUGUAUUAGUGCCUAAAUAUAGUGGGAAUUAUUUUUGGUAAAGACACAUAGCACUAUUAGGCAAAAGAAAAAGAUGGAUACCCAAAGCAGGGACAUUUAUAUAUGAGCUUAAAACACGUUUGAAAAGACGCACUAAGGUGUUUUCAUUUAUUACACUGACAGACAGAAGACUUUCUCACCCCAACACUCAAUGAUCCUGACUCAGAAAUUAUGAAAGUGCCAUUCAGUUGUAAUGGAACUGUAAUUAUUCAGGCGUUUUAUAAACCUGUAGAGGCAAACGGGAAUUAAUGAGCAGCCGCUAAAUGUAGGCCUCCAUGCCCCCCCAGCCUGAACACAUCUGUCUGAUCGGUGCUGGGGGGGUUAUCUUCACAUGCAGAGGUGCUUUCCAGUGUGUUCUGUAUUAUAAACCGGGCUAACUCACCAUUGUCUUUCAACUGAGGUAUGGCAGCGCUCCACUGUUAAACUGUUACACUCUGAGCUCUGGUACUCGUCAGGAAAAAUGAUUUUCUGAACCAAACUCACAUACAGUAGAAUGUCCAUUUGGGGCCUGCUGGGUUUUUUUUGUUCAUUUUAGAGCCACUCUAUCUGUGAUUAAUAAAACUCACUUCUAAUAUUACCGGA